AUGCAGAAAGAACAGAUUUCGAUUCGUAAAGUGAACGUUGUUGAAUACAAGAUGGGAACGAUAAUUAGUAGAUCUGGAUCUGUGGUAGUGGAUAUCGUCAAGGAGGCGCUGAAGAAGCUGAAUGCUGGUCUCGAAAGUGUGGUCAAAGCUGAAGUUCUGCGGAGUGGAACUCUUGUGGAAGUGGAUUCGGCUGAUAAGAUAGAUCCUAAUGAAGAGUUGGUUAUCACUUUGGACUUGUAUCGUCGUGUAAGUUUGCUUUGCAGCUGAUUUGUGAUGCAUGAUCAGGUUUUUCCUUCUAAAACAAUAUUUUUAGGUAUAUUUUGUUGAAAAAAAGCAUUUAUUGUAAAUAUUUGGAUUGAAUGAGGUAUUAUAUUGUUUUAUGUGUUUUAUUUAUGUUAUGGAAUUCAAAUAUUAUUUGAUUUGAUUAAUGAUUGAUAUUGUUUUAGGUUAGGAUGGACCCGUUGGUUGAAGCUGUGCUUUUUUCAAAGGAUAACAAGCAGUUGACGGAAACUGUUUUGAAGUACGCAGAUGAUGGUAUGUUUUUAAUGUAUUUUAGGUAUUUUUUUGUGCAAAUUACCUCUAAAACAUUUUUUUUGCAAUUUUGACAAUUUGGUACCUAAAAAUUUGUCUUUCAUUGCUUUUAAGGUUGAAGAUUAAAUUAUGUAAGAUUAUUUUGUUCUUGAUGAAACAAUAAAGUAAAAUGCUGUUUUUAGAGAUAAGGGGACAGGUUUGGAAGUUGGAGGACAAAUACCUUAAUGAUAAUCUGAAGGGUAGAGCUUACAGCCAAAUCUCAGAUGAUGUUGUUGGUACUAUUAACCGAGCGCUUCUGGAUUGCCUUCAGAAGGUCAAGGAAGUUGAUGUAGCUUCAGAAGUGAGUGGACACGGCGCUAUGGAGGGACAUAGUGAUGUAGCUGGUAUCCAUUUUGAAAAAAAUCGUGCUGUUGAGAACAGCUUCAGGGCACGAGAUUUCGCAACAAUUGGCUCCGCUGUAAGUUUCUUAGUGAUUUUUUGUUUUCUUAUAGGAAUUAUCUUGUAUUAGGGAUGCUUUGGAAGGAAAACUUUAUUUUAAAUUAUAGAAAACAAGGUCUGAAUAAGAAUGACAACAAAUUUUGUGAAGUGUUAGCAACAAAAGCAAGUGAAGCAUGGUCGGAAACAACGAGGAAUUUUAACUACUUCUUGAUGACCAUGAAUUCAAAAGUCUUGCCCGUUUCGGACGGCGUCUACACUUUCAUUGUGAGUUCAUUUUGUUGAUUUUACUACUUUAUAACUCUUCAGUGAAGUUUUUUACUUCUUAAAAGCUUUUUUCAAUUAUAAAAUUAUUUUUUAACUUUUUUUAGUAUAAAACGGAUAUGUCUAAUGUUCUCGCUCGCGUCAAUUCUAUGAUCGUACGCAGAGGAAAGGAUACAUGUAUGAUUAUCUUCCCAUCUUCACAAUGGCUCUUUUCGCGAAGCUACAUUAAGUGGGAUAAUAUUCUCAAAAAAGGGCUUAAGAAGUUGAACGAAACUCUUAAAACGCUGUCAAAUAUCUACUUGUACAUUUUCGGAUUUCCAACUGACCCAUUAGAUGUGCACUUUAUUGGACGAUUGGGAAAAUUCAACAGAAUUUGUGAACAUAACGCCCACAACUUUGGAUUCGUGGAUACCUCAAUGUUUUUGCCAAAACAUCUGAAGGCAUCAUCAUUGAAACGGCGAGAUUUGACGGACCCAAAGUUGUUACCUGAUGAUUUGGAGACUGAAGUCUUGGGCAAGGCUGUUGAUCACAUCAAGGGCUUGGUUGAGGGAAGUUGA
This is a messenger RNA of Bursaphelenchus okinawaensis, 1787 nucleotides long. NCBI's taxonomy places the organism in Eukaryota, Metazoa, Nematoda, Chromadorea, Rhabditida, Aphelenchoididae. The record is from the annotation of a GenBank genome assembly.